GACAUAAUUUUGCACAUUGUUAAAAAUGCGUCGAGUUCGUGUUAAGCGGCCAAAGAGCAUAUCUGUCAUAUUGCGGGAGGCUGUGAAUGACUGUGUUCCUGCUGAAUUUCUUCCAUAUAGGGAUGAUGUUAUAAACUAUUUGAGCAACCAUGGUGAGGAAUUUAAACCAACUGAGCAUUGGCUGACCCGUCUUUGUGAUGGUACUUUAAGGACUACUACUGCACCGAAACGUUCCAAGGCAUUUCACGGUUCAUCUGACCAUGAAGGUCACAUAACUGAUUCUGGCGAUUCCCCUAAUAGCAACUUGCCAUCACAAAGUUCUAAAAAUGACAAAUGCACUGUACAGUCUGAAACUAAUAUUAACGACAGUCAAGCUGUGUCGGUGCAUAUCGGAUCUACGGUCACUAAUCCAAGUUCUUGUGAAUCAGUUAUCGACUCUCCGGCUAUAGCCACAGGAUUUCGUUCAGUGGAUCCAGUUAUUGCCUCUAGUUCAUUGGAUAAUGAAAUAUGCGCGAGUACUGUUACAUCCGAUGGAGUCAAUCUAUCUACUAUGGAACCCGUUACACCUUCUGAUAGCACUGGUGGUACCUGUCUCGCUUCCACUGCUAAGGGUGAUGGCAGUGCUAUUCCCAAGGUGCGUAUCCAUUUAAAGCUAUCUCGUUGCCGCAGUAUUGGUAAGGGUAGCGACGGCGGUUCAUCGGGUGCCGGUGAUGACAUUAGCGGUAGCGCCGUAUCGGUACCUAAUACCAGCGACGAUGCUAAGGCUUGUAAUAAGCGUUUAAACGAUCGUAAGUUGAUGUGGCCAUUGAACUGCUGGAUAUGCCGGGAGCCUAUAGACCGUAUAUUUCCAUACAUUGUAUGUAACUCCGUAUGCAAGCGCGUGUACCACACGCAUUGUGAGGACCGUGUCAGCAUUAAAUUACGCUUCCCAUUGAAGCCUAUAGAGGAGGAUGCAGACACGGGCGCUGUCAACAGCACUACGGACAAGCAAGUGCCUGCAGCCUCAGUGAGCGUAGGGGAUAAAGCGCCUUCGACGACUUUGCCUACCGGCGCAUCACCUCCGAUGUCUGCAUCCAGUGACAAGGAUGAUAUAUAUUCCGACCGCGAAUCACCUUCAAACAGCAAUACCGUAUCCUGCAUGUCGUCAACAGGUCGUCCCUCCAUUGACUCCGUGGAUACUACUCAUAACGAUAUGCCUGCAGUGCCUAAGGAAACUAAUUCUGUAGGAACCCUCCCUGGAGAAGUUGAUGAUCCUUGUGAGUAUGAGGAAGGUGACUGGCGUAAGCUUGUGAAGUCUUCCACUGGUUGGGUCCGUGUUACACGAAACUGUGUAUAUCGUGAGUGUACAUUCUGUAUGAAUUCACUUGGUGGUUGUUCUGCAUGUUUCCAGUACGUCCCAAUGGACAAAUUAAUUCGUUGUUUGAUCGAGGACUGCACCAGUGCAUACUGCUAUCCAAAAUGUCUACGCAAGGUGCGUACCAUAGUGCCUGACAUGCGAAGUAUUAAUUUACACCGUCUGAUAUACGGUGAUGUAAAUCGGUUGUUGGAUACUAAAGGACGCCCCGUUUUCAUUUGUCACUCUCAUGCUUGUUGGAGUUGCUACGACUCCGAGCGUUACUCUUACAUCUGGGAGACUUUAUGGCGUCUUGAGGCCAAUCGAUUUGAGGGUGACUAUAUGUCCAAUAUAUGGAAGAACUUGAAGCGCACGUGCCGCGGCAAGGUUGAGGGUUCAUAUUUUGCCAAGGGUAAGCGUAUAGCGAGGCCUCCAUUAUAUCCCGACAUUCGUGGUUACAAGAGUUACAUAAGCUUCCGUCGUAUUAAGUUACAUGGCAACCCGAAUUUCGUCACUGGUGCACUCUAUCCACCUUCUGAUGACGAGGAUUUUGAGAAAUUCGACCGUGUAAGCGUGAAUGUCUUACUUCGUUGUGUUCGUUGUGAGCGUACUUGGUGUACUGGCUGUUUACAUCCCGAUGUACGCCUGUUACAACACUCUGGUAAACAGAUUAUAUGUCACGAUUGCUUCCAUUUAGAGAAACUGACACCUGGCUUACCUCGUCAUCGACGUAGGAAUCCACAAGAGAGCAGCGGUCCUGCUGAAAAUAGCCAGACCCAGUUCAGUACGCAUCCCCGUGAUAUCUAUAACAUGAUGUUAUCUCAUCUAUAUACCCAUGAGGUAUACCGCAGCAAGGUAGCCAUGGACCCUGUGUUCCUUGAUCCCACUACUAUGUACCCUGCAACUGAUGUCGUUUCCACUCAGGAAGUUGGUCAACGCAAGUAUCGAAGGAACAAUAAUGCAUCCAAUGGAGAUCCAAACUCCUCUGGAAAACAAAGUGCACGGAGUGUUUCCAAGGAUAUGGCACCAAAUGGAGCUGAGAAUAGUACCACUCCCAAUAGGUCUCUGACAGUAAAGCUAUCCAGUGCCAGCAGGAAUAAUGCAACUAAACCUGAGGGUGCACCUCCAGACACUGAGGACUGCUCCGAUGAUAUAUUAUCCAGGCUAUCCAAGCGCGGUGAAGAUAUUUGCAGCACUGAUGUGAAGAACCAGUUGCGCGGUUACCUUGACAGACUCCGGUGCAAGGAGUUCAACACGAUUAUUCGUGACAUUGAUCCCGUGGAUAUCUUGAGGCUGUGUAGUGAAUUUAGGUACAUGACCUCGAACGUUGUGAGCGAUGAGUCAUUCAAGACACUGGUUAGUGAGGCUCCAUAUGGCCGCUGCAGCUGCAGCACUUCGUGUAUAACUGGUUGUAUCAAUAAAUCCAACUUCGUCGAGUGCACCAGUGUAAACUGUGGCCUCGGCGAGCUCAACUGCGGCAACCGUCGCUUUAAAAACAUGGGCAUACCAAAACUACGUUUACGUACUGUUCCUGGCAAGGGAAUAGGCGCCUUUGCCACUGACUUCAUCCAAAAGAAUGAGCUUGUUUGUGAGUAUGUCGGCAAGAUGAUAAGCCAUGCUGAAUUCCAGAGUUGUGUAAGCAGCUGGAGUUUUGCUGAGUUGGAUGACGCUAACAACAGCCACUGGUACAUAAUGAAGGUCCACAAGGAUGUAUACAUCGAUUCCACCAACAUGGGCAAUGUAGCCAGGUUUAUUAACCAUUCAUGUGACCCCAAUUGUGUGAGUGUACCCUAUAAAGUAAACGGUACAUUCCGCAUGGGUGUGUUUGCUCAGCGUCCCAUAUUAAAGGACGAGGAGGUAACCUACAACUAUGGCUUCAGUUCCCGUGGUGUUGGUAUUGGUUUCAGGUGCCUAUGUGGCGCCGACAACUGCAAGGGUAUGGUCGGCGUAGUUGCCGACAGUACAACUUCGACUCUCGAGGGGAUUGAGAAUACGAAAUACGAGGGCAAGGAGAUCGAGACCUUGACGCAGCUAAUGUUUGACAUGUGCUCGUUAUAUAGCUCCACUAAGGACGCUCAUUGUAUAAAGUCUAAACCGUCUCCAGUCGACAUACUCAAUGGCAUCUGGACUUCUGGCGACCUGUAUCGUUAUGAACGAUCUCAAACUCUAUUACGUCUACGUGCUGAAUGUGACGUGGAUGAAGGUUCGAAGUUACCUCCCAGUCCCAUAGCUCCCUUGUUGGCUGACAAUGCAAUUAUGAAUCAUGCAUUGCUGAACUACUGCAAGUUAAUGGUUAUGGGUGGCUACUGCAUGAAGGAGUGGGAUUUAUGUAACACCAAGGAUUUUGCUGCUGGCAUUCCAUGGUCAAUAGUGGCUCUGGAGAAUAACGAAAUCAGCUUACUUCGUGCUUUAGAGUCAGGUUGUGCAUUCCCUGAUUUCUACUAUAGUGCCAAGCGAUUCAUCCAGCGUGUAUCCAUGGUACAAUCUAGGCGCUAUGGUGGCAUUCAGGGUUGCGAGAACUUACAGCGUCUUAUGGAUCUCACUUGGGGUGCCACUGAGUGUUGUUAUGUAUGCUCGGGCUAUGGUGACUGCAAGAACUGUGACCACUGUGGUGAUGUGCUGCACGAUGACAAUGCUUGUGGUGACUUCCACGUGGAUCAAUCUGGCAUGAAUCUAUGUAACAUGUGUCAGAACAGCAGCCACCGUCUAGAUUGGCUACUGGCCAGUGAUAUUGUUCGGGAACGAUUAGCCAUGCGUUUAUGGCAGUUGCGCAUGGAUCGUGAUUAUGGUCACUCUCGUGAGAUAUUGCGUAACAUAGUUCAGCGGAAGUCGGUUAUAACUCCAGCAAUUCGACAUGCUGCCUUGGUUGAAGACACAUCACCUGAGCGAUUUGCCAAUGCUUUAACUCAGUUUACUGUUAAUCCGGAACACGUCUUCUGUACUAAGCGUGAAGUCGAGCGUUAUUCUAAGAGUCACGUUGGUUUCAUUGAUGGCCAAUCACGUUACCACGUGAUGUGUCAGAACGCCAUUGGCAAUUACGAGUGCUUCUGGUGAGUCACGAUUUGAUGAACUGUUUGCAACAUUGUUAUAACUUGU
Molecule: messenger RNA, 4429 nt
Organism: Babesia bovis T2Bo
Lineage: Eukaryota; Apicomplexa; Aconoidasida; Piroplasmida; Babesiidae
Product: SET domain containing protein
Exons: 2
Coding region: 26-4387 (1453 amino acids)
Biological process (GO): regulation of DNA-templated transcription
Cellular component (GO): nucleus; chromatin
Molecular function (GO): histone H3K36 methyltransferase activity; protein binding
Source: RefSeq, a predicted model, not a curated record